UUUAGUAUGAAGGAGCUGUAUCUGAAGGAGGGAGGGGACCAAGCAUAUGGGAUACUUACACACAUCAAUCACCAUCACCGAUAGCAGAUGGGAGCAAUGCUGACGUGGCCAAUGACUUUUACCAUCGGUAUAAGGAAGAUGUGCAGUUGCUCAAGUAUAUAGGACUCGAUGCCUUCAGAUUGUCAAUUUCUUGGCCUCGAUUAUUACCUCAUGGAAAGUUGAGUAGAGGAGUGAAUAAAGAAGGGAUUGACUUUUACAACAAAGUCAUCAAUGAUCUUCUUGCAAAUGGCAUAACACCAUUUGUGACACUAUUUCAUUGGGACCUCCCACAAGCCCUAGAAGAUGAGUACAAAGGCUUUCUAAGCCCUCUCCUUGUAGACGAUUUCAGAGACUUCUCGGAUCUCUGUUUUAAGGAAUUUGGAGAUCGUGUCAAGCAUUGGAUCACGUUUAACGAGCCUUUCACCUUCACAAACGCAGGGUAUGAUGGGGAAUUUAUCGGUUCAAUGGCUCCGGGAAGGUGCUCGGCUUGCCAUCAAGGGAACUCGGCCACCGAGCCAUACUUUGUUGCUCAUCAUCUUCUCCUUAGUCAUGCUGCCGUUGUUAAAUUGUAUAGGGAGAAAUAUAAGGCAACUCAAAAGGGGGAAAUAGGGAUAACAUUGGUGACCCAUUGGUUUGUGCCAUAUUCGAAUACAACACUUGAUAUUAAGGCAGCCCAACGUGCUCUUGAUUUUGUCUAUGGAUGGUUUAUUCAUCCAGUGGUAUAUGGGAUGAGAGAUAGAUUACCACAAUUCACUGAAGAGCAAAUUGCAAUGCUAAAAGGCUCAUAUGAUUUCCUAGGACUUAAUUACUACACUGGGAAUUAUGCUGCUCAUGUUUUCUCUCAUGGUGGAAAUAUUAGCAGCACAAAGGACAGCAGGACUCGCCUCACAACUGAUAUCAAAGGUGUACCUAUUGGCACUCCAACUGGGGUUCCAAUAUUCUAUAGCUACCCCAAAGGACUUCAUGAUCUUCUGGUCUACACCAAGAAGUAUUACAACAAUCCUCCCAUUUACAUUACAGAAGCUGGCAUGGGUGACCAAAAGAAAGAAAUCGCACAAGACAACAUUAACGAUCCACAAAGAGGAGGGUGUGAAUGUGAAGGGGUUCGUGGCGUGGUCAUUUUUGGACAACUUUGAAUGGGGAUCAGGCUACAGCCAACUGUUUGGGCUUUGCUACGUGGAUCGCGAAAAUGGGCUCAAAAGGAUUCCCAAAAAAUCAGCUAUUUGGUUCAAGGACUCUCUCAAAAAGAAUUAGACUUGCCAACUUGUAUCGGCCGAAAGGCCAUAACUAUGAGAGUAAUCUUAAAAUGUUGUCUGGAUCCUAUAUAAUUUUACCUUUCAAUAAAAUUUGUACCGUUUUAAACGGUAUUGGCCUAUUUAAUAUUCAUCACAUUUUCUUCAAUUUAUCUUUCUGUUUGCAUAAAGUAUU
Molecule: messenger RNA, 1467 nt
Organism: Striga asiatica
Lineage: Eukaryota; Viridiplantae; Streptophyta; Magnoliopsida; Lamiales; Orobanchaceae
Source: the annotation of a GenBank genome assembly